Didymodactylos carnosus is the source of this 393-nucleotide messenger RNA. The record is from the annotation of a GenBank genome assembly. Lineage: Eukaryota; Metazoa; Rotifera; Eurotatoria; Philodinida; Philodinidae.
AUGUUCCUUUUAGGUGUAGGUAAAACGUUCUUGCUGAAAUUUUAUUCGUCGUUAUUGAAUGCAAAACUACUGUAUGAUCGAAAUCUUGAUAUUAUUAGUCCACGAAUAGUAGAACGUACGAGUAUAUGGCUUCGCUAUAAUAUUCUUACCAGAUUAAUUGAACCGAAACGACCCUUAUUACAAGAGUUUCUAGUAAAAAUGAAAGUAAUUUUCGAUAAUGAAGAAGAAGAAGAAGAACAGAGCGACGACGGCGAUAGUGGUAAUAGUCAUGACAGCAAUGGUUGUAAUAUGGAGGAUUUCUUUGAAAUUUCGUUACAUCCAGAAUUGGCUGCCGUUCAGCCAGCCGCAGCACUUAUCGCACCUCAACGAAUCGAUCGAUAUUCUAUUGUUUGA